Messenger RNA from Adelges cooleyi (spruce gall adelgid), 1426 nucleotides. RefSeq names its product torsin-1A-interacting protein 2-like. The transcript has 4 exons. The coding region runs from base 172 to 1236 and encodes 354 amino acids. Gene Ontology annotation, molecular function: ATPase activator activity. Gene Ontology annotation, cellular component: membrane. Gene Ontology annotation, biological process: membrane organization. NCBI's taxonomy places the organism in Eukaryota, Metazoa, Arthropoda, Insecta, Hemiptera, Adelgidae. The record is from RefSeq and is a predicted model, not a curated record.
GUUUUGAAGUUUUUUUUCAUAUGUUAUAUUGUUUAGUUAUUACUUAUUACUCUUUACACAAAAUACAGAAUGUAUUAAAUGUCUGAAUUAUGUCAUUUUCCAUUUUUAACGUCAUUCAAUUCCAUUAAUUAUACAAAAAUUGUUUUUUUUUUAUAAUUAUACAUUGUCAAAAUGACUGCACCAUGUAUGCAUGAGUGUGAAAAAUGUAAAAUUCCAAUUGAGGGUUAUUCUCAAGAGUUCAUUAAACGAGUAAAAAAAAAUGCUGAAAAAAAUUUUGAAUGUGAACUCUUUAUACAGCGAUAUAACAUACAAAACACUACAAAACACCGAGUUACAGAAUGCCAAGGUUGUCUUGAAAAAACAUGGAACCUAUUGCCGGAAAAACAAAAUAAACCAAAAAGUGACAAUUGUAUUCCAGAAUCUCAACAAAACAGUUCCGGUUUUAAUAAUUUAUUAUCAAAUCUAAUUUUUAGUCGAUUAGGAUUGGGUCUUACAUUUUUAUUCCUUGGAAUAUUGUUGUCAACUUAUUCUAUGUCAACUGACAAUAGUGCGGAUUUACGUAACGACACCUUAGACAUAGAUAACUUUAAGUAUGAAAUCAAUGAACAGAAAAAACAAUUCCCGUCACAGAGAAAAUGGCUAUGGAAUAAACUCAGAUCAGGAUUCCGGAGACUCCUCAAUCCCGGCGAACCAUUUGUUCUUUUACUCUUGCAUGAUAACAAAAUGACCUCCAAUUGUUUGGCGUCAAUGGUGGGCACCACAUUUAAACUUAAAAUGCACAGCAAGUCCAACAACAUGUUGUGGAUGGAUGGUUCCGACUGGAAUAGCAACAACACAUCACAACAAGACGAAGAAGACAUAAUUUACCAAAAGUUGCUGCUGCUCGAGGAACACGAAGUGCUGGUCGUGGAAAACUUCCAAGACCUACCGUGGAAAGCGGUGAAGCCUUUUCACUUUUUUUGCGACGCCUACAACCCCAAAAUCAAAAACGCCGUUUACGUUCUUUUGCUGAAAGUGGACGGCGACCGGUUGAACGAUGCAAUCAAUGAAGGCAAAGAGGUGGAAAUGGCCGAACGGGCGAUUAAUGCAAUUUGGCCAGACAUGCCCAACGACGAAAGGUCGCCUCUCAUCUCCAGAUUGACGACCAACGUGGGCAUUGUCAUACCCGAGCAGAACCCAGAGUGUCCCUACUUGAAAAACGGUGCUAAAAAAAUCGAUCUAAUUAACAUAUCCUAGGUCCCUAUCGCCGUCAUAUCGUGAUAAUCACAUUUUAUUAAUAUUAAUAUGUUUUAAUUAUAUAAUGUAACAUUUUCCUCAAAAACUAUUGUUUUUUUUUUAUUUAAUGCAAUAAAAUUAUGACCUGUAUAAAAAAUACAUGACUCCCGUGUUUGAGCAAUUCAGUUCGAAACGAGCAGAUUUUAUUUUU